UCUUCCGUGUGAACUAACCAAAUAACUGCUAAGCUAUUACCCUCAGUUCGAACAAUUUUGGCAUUGUGUCGACUGUCUGUUACACACUAUCGACACGAAGUGGUUUACUAACAUAUGGAGGGAAUAUUAUUCCGAUUCUAUUUCGAUUGAUUUUUCAUAUUUUGGCUUGAAAGUAGUACACCUGUUACAAAUGGUGUGUGUUCAUUUUGUUCGUGCUGUUCACCGACUCUGAGAGCAUGUAAACGAGGUCAACCACCACACAUAGUUGCACAACCUAUCAAUUCUUUCCAUUUACUGUGAUAAAUUUGAUUUUCGACAACAACGAAAAUGAAUUCGACAGCAAACCUGUACAACAGUUCCUCGUCAAUGGACAUUGCCGAGGGUCCAGUGGAAGAUGCAAAUAAGAAGCCGGAAAAACGAAAAAAUUUCUUAGUUCAAGCAUUGCUCCGACAUUACGGCGAGACCACAUGCAACAUAACACCGGAACAAUUCGAGAAAGAAAAGUUCCUGAUCGGCCAAAUCAAAUUCAAUCCCAUCAUAUUGAUGCCAGCUGCGGUUUUGAUUCAAUUUUGUUGUGGUUCGCUGUAUGCAUGGUCAGUUUUUAACACACCAAUUGACGUUGCAAUGAGUGGAGAUCCGAAGAAUGCUCAGGCUCCAGUAACAUUUUACAUCGCUGUGGGAAUGUUCGGUGUAUCUGCGGCAACCAUGGGCCCUUGGUUAGAGAGAAACGGUCCGAAGAAAGCCCUAAUUUUAUCGUCAAGUCUGUUCUUUCUGGGAAAUUUGCUGUCAUCCCUAGCAAUCUACCUGAAGGCUAUAUGGCUAUUAUAUAUCGGUUACGGUGUCAUAGGCGGAUUCGGUCUGGGUCUCGGUUACAUCUCGCCAGUUUCCCCAUUGCAGAAGUGGUUUCCGAAUAAACGCGGUAUGGCUGCCGGACUGGCAGUGUGUGGGUUCGGUGCUGGCAGUAUUGCAAUUGGAAAAGUUAUUUUGCCGUUAAUAAAUUCGGUUGGAUUGUCGUUAACGUUUGUCGUCUUGGGAUGCUGCUUUUUUACUGCUAUGGUGUGCGUUGCGCUUUUAUUUCGAAUUCCACCGCCAGAAUACACGACCAGUUCAAACUCUGUAGAUUCUAUCGACAAGAGUUCGCAACCCAAACUGCCUGAGAUUAAGUUGACACUGAUCGAAUCAAUCAAAUCGUUCGAUUUUCUGUUGCUGUACAUCAUGUUCUUAGCUAACGCCGUUUUCGGACUCGUGGUCAUUUCGAGAUUAUCCAACAUGAUCACGCAACUUUAUGCAAAGGAUCCGGAUGAAGCUGCCACCAUUGUCUCUGUUAACGGGGCUUUGAACCUUUUCGGCAGAUUAUUUUUCUCUACAAUCUCUGAUAAAAUCGGUAGAAAGGCGUGCUUCCUGAUUAUGUUAACCACACAAACAAUCGUCGUCGCUACCUUCCCGGCAUACACCGAACAUAGAGUCUAUUGGGCAUUCCUUGUGUGCAUGUUUGCAUUAACAAUGUGCUACGGUGGCGGUUUUGGUGUGAUACCAGCAUUUUUAGCUGAUAUGUUUGGUUCGACCAACAUAGGCGCUUGUCAUGGAAUCAUUCUAACAGCAUGGUCUAUUGCCGGUGUCGGCGGUGGAUUAACUUUUACCGCAAUUUACAAUAAACAAAUCUCUUACGGUUGGUCGAUCUACGAUGCGUACCCGUACAUUAUCAAUUCGUAUUGGAUACUUGCGUUCGUCAUUGCCGGAUUGAUUGCUGGUGUAUUUGUUCGGACCACACUGAAGGAUAGACUACUGCCACCCGUAAAAGGACAGUGGUUUAGGUUUAGAAUAUUCGGGAAAAUUGUGCGAAUAAAACGAAUAUCAACAUUCCCGGAAGUGGAAAUACUUAGCUCGAAGGAAUAUGACGACGAAUGGGACAAAUAUUGGCAGGCGCUGCAUGCUCCAGCCAAUAACAUAGGUGUAGACUAGGCCAAUAAUCAGGUCUCCUUAUCAUCGUUUUGUAAAUGUCAUAAUUUUUAAGUUUUAUUAAAUCGAAUUCAGUUAUGACUCCGAGAGUGAUUUGUUAGCGUCAUUCACGCCGUUGCUAAUGAAUUUUUCCAUAUGAAUAGGACGGUUGCUCCGGAACAACGCUGUGAGGUAAGAUAUUUGAAUAAAAAUAUUUACAUCCAUAAUAAUCACUUAGUCACAUCGAGAGUCAUUUAUAAGUUUGUCAUACCAUUUGUACCAUAUUCAUAAAGAAUGUUUACUAUGGUGA
Bradysia coprophila is the source of this 2248-nucleotide messenger RNA. RefSeq names its product putative MFS-type transporter YhjX. Lineage: Eukaryota; Metazoa; Arthropoda; Insecta; Diptera; Sciaridae. The record is from RefSeq and is a predicted model, not a curated record. Gene Ontology annotation, biological process: transmembrane transport. Gene Ontology annotation, molecular function: transmembrane transporter activity.